AUGGAGGCGAUCGCUGAGAAGCACGCGGGCUUCAUCUCCCGCCUGACAAAGCUCCUCGAUCUCUUCGUCGCGAUGCGUUACAUAUCCCCAUCUGAUGUAAUUCGCCCACCUCACUCUUCCGAAACCGUCGCAACUUCAAUCUUCGAGAAGAUUGGCCUGGAUUCUGAGGUUAUCGGCCUGAUCAGAUCAAUUCCUGCAAUGCGCAGCGAAAUCGUCGAAGGGUGGCAGUGGUUCGGCGUUGAACUGACACCCCGCUCAAAAGCCGUGACAUACUUCGCCGACUCCGGUGACACAGAUUUCGUCGAGGAUUUGCGGUGGGGUGAAAGGUAUCAUGACGAGGAUACCAAGCUGCUACCGCCUCAUAUGCUGAGGAUUACAAGCGGUGAUACCUAUAGCGGGCACUACGAAACGAUAAUUGAGUGGUCUUCAGUUGGACCUGACCGCAACGAAUGGGAGAAAGCACCUAGACGACCAGCUGAGACCGUGCUUGAUGAGAUUGUCGCAAAGUUCCAAAGCCUGGAAUGGGUUCCGUACUAUGACCCCUCAGAGGAUGACGAUCCUUCCCAUCCACCCGCGCGCAAGAUCUUGGAAGAUCCUAUCAUUAUGCAGAACCUCUUCCCGGGAGGCAUUCGUCUUCCUACUGAGACGACCGCCGCGAUUCAGUAUAUGAGACAGCACCAUGGCUCAGAUGGUGCUGAUGGGUGGCGACGGAGGAUCAAUCGUUUCCGAGCCUGGCAAAAGAUCUAUCAAGAUUGUGGAUGGGGCUCAGCAGUUUUUGACAUCGAAGCUUUUGAACUGGAAAGAUCAAAGCUAAUUGAGGCUCUAGAAGAGCUCGAUAAUUUGGAGUCGGAGGCACGCAAUCGCCCGUGGCUUAUUUCCGUCGGUGCACAACAGGUAGUCAGAGAGGAUGCUCCCACAUUGGAACAAGUCACUUCACGGCUUGAUCACUUCCUUGUGCAAGCUGCUGGAAAGCUCGCUGUUUGA
Molecule: messenger RNA, 984 nt
Organism: Alternaria ventricosa
Lineage: Eukaryota; Fungi; Ascomycota; Dothideomycetes; Pleosporales; Pleosporaceae
Exons: 2
Coding region: 1-984 (327 amino acids)
Source: RefSeq, a predicted model, not a curated record